Messenger RNA from Pleurotus ostreatus (oyster mushroom), 1458 nucleotides. RefSeq lists its product as uncharacterized. The coding region runs from base 1 to 1458 and encodes 485 amino acids. Gene Ontology annotation, molecular function: DNA-binding transcription factor activity, RNA polymerase II-specific; zinc ion binding. Gene Ontology annotation, biological process: regulation of DNA-templated transcription. Lineage: Eukaryota; Fungi; Basidiomycota; Agaricomycetes; Agaricales; Pleurotaceae. The record is from RefSeq and is a predicted model, not a curated record. The transcript is spliced from 6 exons.
AUGCAUGGUGGCCUUAAUUACGAUUACCUCUCGCAUGGCGCCCAGCAGGUACCUCGAGCCCUGGCUACGCAAAGCCCUUCAGAAGCGUUCCCUAUGUUUGUUCGCGGUGGGCAGAAUAUGAUGCUCGAGGAUGAUACUGAAUCCACUGGCGGAUUCGCAGAGACAGUUCGUGAGAUUGACGAAGAAUUCUAUCGCACAUUCCCCGCUGCCAUGUUACCCCCGAUUGUGCCACCGUCAGGCGAGUGGGUUUACGACCGUACGACUGGCCAGUAUUUGCACUGCUCGCAAGUCGCAGUGGUAAUCAAGGAUAGCGACUACCCCCCAUGCUUCUCAGAGGAUGACUCCAAUCCCGUCCAUAGUCAUCACGUAGCCACUCCCUCUAAUGAUAGCAGCCUGAUGAAGGCGACGUAUUCUUACGACACCCAGCCCAACAAAAGCGCUCCAGUCCAUGAGUCCAUUUGCGCCUCUCCCGCGGUGGCGGCAGUUCCACCUCACCUGGUCGUUCCAUCGCAGCAACCGACGGUCGACUUCAGUUCCGAGAUCAAACGCCAACAGCAGUGGGGCCAUGGGGCGAACAUGCAUAACCCUUAUCCGCAGCCCGUAGUCAAGGCCGAGCCGUCCUAUGCGAGCCACUCCCUCCUGUCGCAGAUGCCAGAAAUCAUCUCUCCAAACUCUCCCGAUACGCCAAUGACGCCUGUAUAUACUGAGCAAGGGAUAGCUAUGACAGUCUCUGACGGCCAUUGGAAAUAUCACCGGUACGAGACUUGCAUAGACUCGAGUACCCCAUCGGACCAUGGAGAAGCGCACCCCGAGUGGUCGCAAUAUGAACACGGCUCUGCUACGCUGGCCAGUCUAGACCCCACUUCGCCUCCAUUCGAUUCACCGGCAUCGCCUACCACUAGCACAUUCUGUCACCGCUCCCCAGUACGGUCUUCUUCCGCCUAUUCCCGCCAAGCGACUAGUAGUCCCAGUCGCUCUCGGAGAUCGCCAUCCCCACGACUCGAGACAUACCCCGCUUCUUCGUGUUCCCUCGAGCCUGAGAUGUCCCCAGCUCCCUUAAGCCCGCUGUCAGACGAGAAGCCACUUGAGAAGAAACCCCCGUUGGCCUGCCUCUUCUGCCGAGGUAGAAAGAUCGCCUGUGGGCCGCCUUUGCCCGGGAGCAAGGAUCGCACGUGCAAUCAGUGUCAACGUCGCUCGCUGAAAUGCGAAUACCCAUUGGAAAGCCGCCGUGGUAUGAGGAAGAAGAAAGCACCCGUUGCGACAGAAACGCCGAAAGAGGCAGUUCCCGACUCGAAAAGCAACCCUGUCCCAUCCGUACCGGAAGCUCCCGCCCCUGUUGAUCAGAAACCAAUUCUUGUUGGCAUUUCCCACCGACCUUCCGAACCAGACGUUUCGCAACAGAAGCACCCUGGCACUCACUCCAGUCCAAGUGACGCAGUUCCCAUCGAAACAGAGUAG